This is a messenger RNA of Gadus macrocephalus (Pacific cod), 3829 nucleotides long. RefSeq names its product ribosomal protein S6 kinase beta-2-like. The coding region runs from base 611 to 2008 and encodes 465 amino acids. The transcript is spliced from 16 exons. Gene Ontology annotation, biological process: signal transduction; protein phosphorylation. Gene Ontology annotation, molecular function: ATP binding; protein serine/threonine kinase activity. Lineage: Eukaryota; Metazoa; Chordata; Actinopteri; Gadiformes; Gadidae. The record is from RefSeq and is a predicted model, not a curated record.
AAAAUGUGCGUAGGGCUCCAGAUUUGCUAGGACGGUCCAGCCCUGGGCAAGGUGUCUGUUCUUUGUUGUAAUUCCUGUACAACACUUGAGGCAAACCCUAUACAAUCGCAGGAUGGUUUUCCCUUAAAUAUUGAUAACAUAUACCGUAUAGGCUACUGAUAACUAGCAAUAGACAAAACUACUGUACAAAACAGUAGCAACCAUACUGCUUAUAAAGUAGCCUCGCUGGUUGUUUGACUUGGGCGGCAGUUUAAAGACACAGUACUGGCGGAGCUUUUCCAAAGCCAACGAGUUCACUUGGAUAAUAAUGUAAGACCAGGAUCAAUCCAAUCUUCGCUACUGGAAGUAAGACGCAUACAGUUCAUGGUUUGGGUGGGGGGUUGACUCACUGGACGAUAAGGAGUGAUCACCGGGUGUGUGUACAGGCACAGUGCUAACCGAGCGAUUUCGUUGUGGUACCAGCUGUCAAUCUCUUUCACGUGAUCUCAGAUGCUACAGAUGUCCUGAUGUCUGCAUGUGGGAUUUAGCCACAGUACAACGCAGUCAUAAGGGAAGUAGAACUGUGUCAACAGUACCAACCCUGCAGUCUAACGUGUGACUGUCUUUCAGCAUGGCCAGCAUGUUCGACAUUGACAUAGAGACGGAAGAUGUCAGCGAGGCAGAGGAUGAGGUGUGUGACUUCACCGUGGCAGAGACAGACAUUGUCCAGACGGAAGAAGUGGAGCUGACCAGUGCCACCGUCAACCGAGACAGCGAGCGAGUCGGACCUGAGUGCUUCGAGCUGCUCACCGUCCUCGGGAAGGGGGGCUAUGGCAAGGUGUUCCAGGUCCGCAAAGUCCAGGGGGGACAAACAGGGAAGAUCUUCGCCAUGAAGGUCCUAAGAAAGGCUAAGAUAGUGUGUAAUGCUAAAGACACAGCCCACACGCGGGCCGAGCGAGAGAUCCUGGAGACGGUGAGACACCCGUUCAUCGUGGACCUGCUGUACGCCUUUCAGACGGGCGGGAAACUCUACCUCAUCCUUGAGUGUCUGAGCGGGGGCGAGCUCUUCAUGCAGCUGGAGAAAGAGGGCAUCUUCAUGGAGGACACUGCGUGUUUCUACCUGGGGGAGAUCACUUUGGCCCUGGGUCAUCUCCACUCUAAUGGAAUCAUCUACCGAGACCUCAAGCCAGAGAACAUCAUGCUGAAUCACCAAGGUCACAUCAAGUUGACGGACUUUGGUCUCUGCAAGGAGUCCAUCCACGAUGGGGCCGUAACACACACCUUCUGUGGCACCAUCGAGUACAUGGCUCCAGAGAUUCUGACCCGUUUGGGUCACAACCGGGCAGUGGACUGGUGGAGUCUUGGAGCUCUGAUGUACGACAUGAUGACCGGCUCGCCCCCCUUCACAGCAGAGAACAGGAAGAAGACCAUCGAUAAGAUACUCAAGUGUAAAAUCAACUUGCCGCCAUACCUCACUGUGGACGCCAAGGACCUCAUCAAGAAGCUGCUGAAGAAGAGUUCUGCCCAGAGACUCGGCUCCAGCAACAUGGACUGUCUUGAUAUACAGAAACAUCCGUUCUUCCGACACAUCAGCUGGGACGACUUGCUCAACAAGAGAGUAGAGCCGCCCUACAGGCCCCAGCUGAAGUCGGAUGAGGACGUCAGUCAGUUUGACAGCAUCUUCACCCGCCAGACGCCGGUGGACAGCCCCGACGACACCUCCCUCAGCCACGGCGCCCAGCAGGCCUUCGCUGGCUUCACCUAUGUGGCGCCGUCCGUCCUGGAGAGUCUGAAGGAGGGGUUCUCCUUUGAACCGAGAGCACGGACCAGACGACAGAACAGUAGCCCCCGCACGCCCAUCAGCCCACCUAAAUUCUCUAUGGCCGGACCCUUCAAGUCCAGCAUGGAGGGAGAGCACUCCCCCCCACCAGCCCAAGCCCCAGCCACAGCAUCGCUGGACAACGGCUCAGCCUCUCAGCCAAUCAGGACGCCUGCCAGGAACAAGAAGCAGAAGGCCCAUCGCAGAUGAACGACUGGUGGACCAAUCACGGCACCAUCUUCCCUUGAUUGACAGUCCCCUGUGUGAGGGUUGGCCCUAUGGGGCGGGAUCAGGCUUUGACUGUAAAACCCUCCAAUUUUUGUUGUCAUGGCAACAUUAUAAUUAAUGCAAUGUUUUCACAUCUCUCUAAGCUUGUUGGUGUCUAUGUCGGGCGUGGCUUCCUUUUGCAAAGGAGGUGUGGUCUAAUAUGUGGGUGUGGUUUGUUUGAGUGGGCAUGGUCUCUUUCAGAUGACCGGGCCAAUUAAAACACACACACACACACACACACACACACACACACACACACACACACACACACACACACACACACACACACACACACACACACACACACACACACACACACACACGAUCUGGUGUGAACCGGUUCUGUGAGCAGCUUGUAUAAAAAUUAUUUUGAGUACAUCAGUAAAGUAUUUUUGGCUAGCGGUGUUCAAGGACUACGGGGUCCUUCCCUCUCCCCCUAAUCGCCCUGCAUUCAGUUCACUGAGGGACAGGUGUGUCCCACCGAUACUGCAAUCAGCAGGUGGCCAGGUGGGAGCCAACGAGAGGUCAUGCCUGCAGUAGCAGGUGGUGAGGCGUCCCGUUAUACUCUGGCUGUUUUCCUGGUCGGUGGUUUCACUGAGGGCCAACACCACGAUGUGAUACCAGGGGAGGGGGCGGUCACCACCUCUCCUCUCGCACGCUGCCUGGCGAGUGGCGACCCCUCUCUCCCACCUGGCAUCUCUUGCAGGGUAAGUCAGGUCCUGCGGGGAUCGUAAGGCAGGAAUGUAUCUGAGAUAUAGAACGUUUGUAAAGAAUAAAACGUGCCCCUCUGUGAUACAAAUAUUUUAUUGGCCCUCUCACCGUUCCAAGAGGCUGCUAAUUGGACAAGGUUGAAGGUGCAGGUUUGAUUAAUUUAUGUCAAAGGAGUAAUCCACCGGACAAAUCUUUUUCUGUACUUACUCGAGAACUAAAUAUUUUGGAACAUUUAGCAAUCAUUAUGGAAAAUUGUGCCAAAAAUGUGAAAGCCCUCAUUCUCAGGCUUCUAGAUAGCAACGGUUUUCUAAAGGGCUCAUGCAUUGUACAGGAGCAUAAAUAUGUUCUUGAUAGUAAUGGCGUUUUGGUCAUUGUUUAGUAAUUGAUCUGGAAAUGAUUUGUCAUUAUGGGAAGUUGUGUUUGAAACUAGCACCUAAUUUCUCAUGAGAUGUGGUGCAAAAAAAGUUGUUAUUGGGUUCCCGUAUAUUUACGUUUCGUUUGGAUUUUACACCACUAUACAUUUCUUCAGCCAUCACAAAAUGGCGGAGCAUCGCCACCAGAAAGUCCUGUGAUGCAUUCUGCUACAAGCCAAAUGCACAGCAUGGUGGGAGCCCAGUCCAUGGAAUCGUUUUUACCGUUGCAUGAAAUCAGUCAUUGUGUAUUUAUACAUAGAAUUAAACUAAUGACAUGCAGAAUCAUAUAUCAAAGGGAGGCUGAAUUCCCGGUUAAUAGUAGGCCUAUAUAUAGCCUACCUGAUGCAAGACCGACUGAUAAGCAUCAUAAACCCGACAUCCCUUUGACUGCAAAUAGGCUAUAGAUCAUGCCUUUAAGAGGCUCAAACUGAUGAAGAUAAUGUACCCUGCACCAGAUGUCAUCAGAAUCCGCUUUUAUGUAGCCAAUCGCUGGGGGCUAGCUGCUGUCAACUUUUUUGGUAGUAGUUGUGAUUUGCAAUGGGUUAUGGCAGGUAACCGUUAACGUGGUAAACGGUACCUUGAGAUGACCGCAUCUGUCUACUUUGAGGUUGAUUUAAUAAAAUACGAAUGUUGGAAAGUA